Molecule: messenger RNA, 2813 nt
Organism: Egretta garzetta (little egret)
Lineage: Eukaryota; Metazoa; Chordata; Aves; Pelecaniformes; Ardeidae
Product: zinc finger protein RFP-like
Exons: 7
Coding region: 816-2258 (480 amino acids)
Molecular function (GO): zinc ion binding; protein binding
Source: RefSeq, a predicted model, not a curated record
UUGUUGUCCACCAGGACCCCCAGGUCCCUCUGGGCAGAGCUGCUUUGACCCAUAGCGGUCUCUGCUGGGUGUGGGUCUCAUGUCCCACCUUACGCCAAGGGCAAAGAUGAUGUUCCAGGGGUCAGGAGGGGCAGAAAUUUCUUCUGCCAGCCAGGAAGGCCUCAGUCUGCAGCGACUGGUACAUUCAAACCCUUAGGGGGGACUCAAGAGAUGUCCGAGUCCUCCCAAACAACUCUACAGAUGCUGUCCUGAAGGGUGCUGAGGGCCUCCCCAAGCCCCAGCCAGGUCCUGGGGGGGCUCCCCAAGCCCCGGCCAGGUCCCAGGAGGGUCUCACCAAUUCUGGCCAGGUCCUUGGGGGCCUCCCCAAGCUCUGGCCAGGUCCCGAGGGGGCUCCCCAAGUCCUAGCCAGGUCCCAUCCCUCCUGAUAUCUCAGAACCAUUUUCAGCCAGUGGUUGCCUCCCACCCCAGCUCCACCACAACCCCUCUUCGGUGCUAGUAGGGUGUAAAACUCCUGUUCUAGCUGUUGUUGAGUCACCAAAUCCACAGGUCUCCUCUGAUUCAAAGGACAGGCUUUGAAGACUGGAAAAUCCCAGUGCCUUCAGGAAGGGGUGGAAACGGGGCGGGCAUCUCCCAUUCUCUUCCUCCCGAGCUGUCUCUCUGCUACCGCCCAGCACCAGCAGAGCCACGGAGGGAAAUCUGCUGCCCAAAGCCCUGCUAGAAAGGGGCUGGAUCUCGGCUUAACCAAUGGCUUAGAAUCAGGAAGAGCCAUCCCCUUCCUGAUCAUUUGAAAGUGAAACAAGCUCGGGUCGCACACCAUGGCGGCCAAGAAAUCUGUGGGAAGACUCCAGGAUGAAGUCUCCUGCUCCAUCUGCCUGGAACUUUUCCAGGACCCCGUGUCCAUCCACUGCGGGCACAGCUUUUGCCGGGCGUGCAUCACUCGGAACUGGGAAGGACGGACCACCAACUUCUCCUGUCCCCGGUGCAGGGAGACCGACCCCCAAAAGAGCCUCCGACCCAACUGGGAGUUGGCCAACAUCACUGAAGCAGCCAAGAACUUGAAUCUGCACCUGGGCAGAGAGGUGGGAGGAGGGGAGAACCUGUGCGAGGAGCACCAGGAAGCCCUGAAGCUCUUCUGCGAAGACGAGAAGAAGCUCAUCUGCAUAGUGUGUGAGAAGUACAAGGUUCACCGGAGACAUUCGGUGAUUCCCAUAGAUGAGGCUGCCCAGGAGUACAAGGGACAAAUUAAGACCCAGCUGCGGCGCCUGAAAUCGGAGCAAGAGGAGCUCCUAUCUUCCGUGAAGGACAGAGAAUGCAAAAUCCAGGACUACACUAAGAGGACAGAAGCUGAAAAGCAGAAGCUUGUGACCAUGUAUAAGGAGCUGCACAAGUUCCUGGAGGACCAGGAGGCCUUGUUGCUGGCCCAGCAGGAGCAGGUGGACACAGAGAUCAUCAACGCGCACAAAGAAAUCCUCACCGAGCUUUUGAAGGAGACCACGAGCCUGGCCACAUUGAUUGGGGAGAUGGAGAGCAUAUGCCAGCAGCCAGGCUGUGAAUUCCUGAAGGACAUCAGAACCAUGCUGAGCAGGUGCAAGAGGAGAAAGUUCCCACAGUGGUUCGAUAUCCCUUCUAAGUUGGAAGAGAAGUUCCAUGACUAUACAACAAAAGCCGCAGACAUCCAGAAGGUGAUGGAGUCAUUUCAAGGUUCAAUGGCGUUCAAGCUUCCUUUAACACCACAGCUGACACUAGACCCGAAGACGGCCAAUGCUCAGCUAAAGCUCUCGGAAGACUGCACAGCCAUGAGCUGGCGAAGGUUUGGGCAGGACCUGCCCUCCAACCCAGAGAGGUUCGAAGGCCACCCCUGCGUGUUGAGCUCAAUGGGCUUCACAUCGGGUUGGCACUCCUGGGAGGUGGAGAUCUGUGGACUGGGCGUAAGCGCCAUUGGGGUGGUCAAGGCUUCAGUGCAGAGGGAGCGUCGCUUUCCCCUGGAGCCUGAGGCGGGGGUAUGGGCACUGUGUCACAACGGACAGGAGUACAUCGCUAUGACCUCUCCUGACGUCACCCCGUUGACCCUACCCAGUGUUCCCAAGCGGAUACGAAUCUGCUUGGACUGUCAAGAAGGGAACGUGCUGUUUCUUGAUGCUGGGAGCAAAGCACAGAUCUUUGCUUUUCCGCGGGCGGCUUUCAAGGGGGAGACCAUCUACCCAUGGUUCCUGGUGAGGGAGGGUGCUUGCCUCAAACUUUUUCCCCCGGGCAUGUGAAAAAAAAAAUAAAAUAAACCCAAACCCGCCAUCUACUCCCCCCUGGGGAACAAACCAGGGGCUGGGCUUUGUCCUGAUUCCACCAAAAGCCUCUGUGGCUCCACAGGCUACAAGAAAUGUGCGCUAUGCAAAGCAUCGUGUGGAGCAGGAGCUCUGCAAAGCUGCACGGCCCCGAGCUGUGAUGACCCUCCUGAAACUCCUGCCCUGGACUGGAGGGUCUGGACAGCCUUAGACCCAUCGCUCCAUCCGCAGCCUGAGAAGGAGCCAUUGGAUAGAGGGGAAUUAGUGGGACCAGAGAGACCCUGUGCCAGGGACAACCUAGAAAAGGAAUUGAGGGAAGGGGGAUUCCCAACCUCGAUGAUUAUUGAGGGUAGUGGUCAAUGGCUCGAUGUCCGGAUGGAGACUGGUGACCAGUGGUGUCCCUCAGGGGUCCAUACUGGGACCGAUGCUGUUUAAUAUCAUCAUCAAUGACUUAGAGAGUGAGAUCGAGUGCACCCUCAGCCAGUUUGCAGGUGACACCAAGCAGAGUGGUGCAGUUGACAUGCCAGAAGGACA